GACGCUCUGAAGUCAGAAAACACAAGCUAACAAAAGACAUCCAUAAACUCAGCGGAAGACCCAGAUUUGACACUAUUUCCAGCCAUGAAGGUCGUGCUGCUGGCUGUGCUGUUGGUGUUUGCUGUGUGGGCAGAUUCGGCCCAGGCCCAGAAAGCUCUGAGACUCUGUGGCCGUGAGUUUUUUCGGGCUGUUGUCUACACGUGUGGGGGUUCUAGAUGGAGGCGGGUCCAGUCUGAGGACCGCGUCAAUGGUUAUAAAAUGGAGACUGAUACGGAGACCUCUGCAGAAAUGGAUCGAGUAAGAAGAGACACAUACGAAACGCUGCCCUCCACGUGCUGUACAGUCGGCUGUAGAAAAAGUGAUCUUGUUCGCAUGUGCUGAGAAACACAAGAACCUUCAUCAUCCUCUCUCUGCAAAAUGCCUUUAUAUAUUUUUUUUUCUGAGGACUUGAAUUACAUUAAAAAAGAACUCAAAAAGUGAAAAUGGUUUUAAAAUUAACAUUUCAGAAACGUUCAGAUGUUGUUUUCCAUGAAAUUCUUCAAAUGCAAAAACUAAUUUUUUAAAAAUUGUUGUUUAAUAAGGAUACAAUCUAGAAGCAAUAAUUCUAGAUUCCAAAUGUUUUUAUUUGUAUUAAUGUAUACCCAAUAUUGUAUUUUAUGCAAUAGGCUAUAUCCAAUGCGAUACUAUAAAUUAAUAAUAAAAGCAUUUUGAACAAAAACAAAAAAAAAAGAAAAUAUGAAUGUGAAAAUAUGAAAUAUAUGGUUGAUUUGAGUGCUAAUUUGUUGGCAAAUACAUUUUCAGAGGAAUUUUAUUAUAUUCCUACAUGCCACUCAACUUGAGGAUGACAAAAAACUCUUUUGUAGCCUAUUUGUACGGAGCCAAAAGUAGUCAAAUCCAAAAAGUGCAAGUGUCGUAUUCCGGAAGUUACAAUUCGAAUCGCACUUUCUGCAUAGAUUAGAUUUAGAAAUAGAUUUAACAGUAACCUUUAUGAAGAAAGACCAACCAUUAUCUCUAAGGUUGUUAAAGGGACUUUUGCUAACCUCUUACAAUAACAAAGGCAUAUAUUGAUGACGCACACUCACCUAAAGGAUUAUUAGGAGCACCAUACUAAU
Molecule: messenger RNA, 1112 nt
Organism: Pimephales promelas (fathead minnow)
Lineage: Eukaryota; Metazoa; Chordata; Actinopteri; Cypriniformes; Leuciscidae
Gene: insl5b
Product: insulin-like 5b
Cellular component (GO): extracellular region
Molecular function (GO): G protein-coupled receptor binding; hormone activity
Source: RefSeq, a predicted model, not a curated record